Messenger RNA from Phalaenopsis equestris, 1084 nucleotides. RefSeq names its product probable 1-deoxy-D-xylulose-5-phosphate synthase, chloroplastic. NCBI's taxonomy places the organism in Eukaryota, Viridiplantae, Streptophyta, Magnoliopsida, Asparagales, Orchidaceae. Gene Ontology annotation, molecular function: 1-deoxy-D-xylulose-5-phosphate synthase activity. Gene Ontology annotation, biological process: terpenoid biosynthetic process; chlorophyll biosynthetic process. The transcript has 4 exons. Gene Ontology annotation, cellular component: chloroplast. The record is from RefSeq and is a predicted model, not a curated record. The coding region runs from base 1 to 1038 and encodes 345 amino acids.
AUGCCUGAGCUUGGUGAAGGCAGGCCUUCCUAUUGGAGAUUGGCUAAUGUCUCCCGAUCUACCUUAUUAGAAGCAUCUCAUCACCCUAGUUUUUAUGUAACUCGUAGAUGCAGAAAGCUUUUGGGGGUCACAAAGCAGAUUGGUGGAUCUAUGCAUGAAUUUGCGGCAAAAGUUGAUGAAUAUGCUCGAGGAAUGAUCAGCGGAUCCAACUCAUCCCUGUUCGAAGAGCUAGGGCUCUACUACAUAGGACCAGUUGAUGGCCAUAAUUUGGAUGAUCUAAUCACCAUUCUUAAGGAAGUGAAAAGCACCAAAACAACUGGACCAGUUUUAAUUCAUGUUGUGACCGAGAAAGGAAGAGGGUAUCCUUACGCUGAGAGAGCAGCAGAUAAGUAUCAUGGUGUGGCCAAAUUUGAUCCAGCUACAGGGAAGCAAUUCAAAGGAAGUGCCAAGACUCAGUCUUAUACCAAUUACUUUGCUGAGGCUCUUAUAGCAGAAGCAGAAGCGGACAAGAACAUUGUUGCAAUACAUGCUGCUAUGGGCGGGGGAACAGGACUCAACUACUUCCUCCGCCGCUUUCCAAACCGUUGCUUUGAUGUGGGAAUUGCAGAGCAGCAUGCUGUCACUUUUGCUGCUGGCUUAGCUUGUGAGGGAUUAAAGCCAUUUUGUGCAAUCUACUCUUCUUUCCUUCAGCGAGCUUAUGAUCAGGUGAUACAUGAUGUGGACUUGCAGAAGCUCCCUGUGAGGUUUGCUUUAGACCGUGCGGGCCUUGUUGGGGCUGAUGGACCUACACAUUGUGGAUCAUUUGAUGUAACUUACAUGGCAUGUUUGCCGAAUAUGAUAGUGAUGGCUCCUUCUGAUGAGGCAGAACUGUUUCACAUGGUGGCCACAGCAGCAGCUAUUAAUGACCGACCAUCGUGUUUCCGAUAUCCAAGGGGAGAUGGCAUUGGAAUUCCUCUGCCACCAGGAAACAAAGGUGUGCCGAUUGAGGUAAUUCUUAAGGAGAAUCAUGCAACUAUUCUUCAUCAUUUAUGUGUCUGAGCUUUGGCUAAUGAGUAUUUUGAAGUAAAAUGGCAUUUACGCCUAA